Triticum dicoccoides is the source of this 2787-nucleotide messenger RNA. RefSeq lists its product as uncharacterized. The transcript is spliced from 10 exons. The record is from RefSeq and is a predicted model, not a curated record. NCBI's taxonomy places the organism in Eukaryota, Viridiplantae, Streptophyta, Magnoliopsida, Poales, Poaceae. The coding region runs from base 1 to 2205 and encodes 734 amino acids.
AUGGGCCUCUUUGACGGCCUCUUCUCCGGCCGGCGCGACGACGGCACUGGAAGCGGCGAUCCCGAUACCGCGGCGCCGGCCAUGGCCACGGACGACGCGGCGUCGGCGUCCUCGUCGGCGCAGCAGUGCGGCGGCGACAUCUCCGCGCUCUCGCCCACCGCCGCCUCCGUCGUCCACCGAUGCGCGCAGAUCGCCGGCGUGCCCGUGGAGCAGCUGGUGCGGCGGCUGGAGCCGGACGAGCAGCCGCCGCUCGCCUACGCCAGGAGCAUCGUGGAGUACUGCUCCUACGUCGCCCUGCGCGCCGAGACCCGGCGCCGCCACGACCACCUCGGCGACAGGGAGUUCCACUCCCUCACCUACGACAUGAUGCUCGCCUGGGAGGCGCCCGACCACGACACCGACGCGGAGCUCCAGAAAACGGCGUUCCCCUGGGGCGGCGACGGCGACGACGAUGACGACGACGGCGGGUCCAUAUUCUACUCCAGCCCCACGAAGACGGCAAUUCAGGUUGACGGGAGGAGGACGGUCGGGCCGGAGGCGUUCGCGAAGAUCGCCCCGGCCUGCCCGGCCGUGGCGCACCCGAUCACCGUCCGCAACCUCUUCGACGCUCUCACCAACUCCACCGGCGGCCGCCUCCACUUCCUCAUCUACCACAAGUACCUCAAGAGCCUGGACGACGUGCUGAGGUCGACGAAAUGCAUCUCGGGCGGGCACAAGGCGCCGGCGCUGGACCUCUGCGACGGCGAGGUGGUGCUCGACAUCUUCGGCGCCGCCACGACGCAGCCGGUCCUGCAGCACAUCGGCACGUCCACGUGGCCUGGGAGGCUCACGCUGACGAACCACGCCCUCUACUUCGAGGCCAUCGGCGUCGACUUCUCCUACGGCGACGCCGUCGUGUACGACCUCACCAAGGACCUGAAGCAGUGCGUGAAGCGCGAGUCCACGGGGCCAUGGGGUGCCCACCUGUUCGACAAGGCGGUCAUGUACAAAUCUAGCUCCAUAAAUGAGCCAGUGUUCUUCGAGUUCCCUCAAUUCAAGGGCCACAGCCGGCGGGACUACUGGUUCGCGGUGAUCAAGGAGGUGCUGCAUGCCCACAAGUUCAUCAGGAGGUACCGGCUCACCGGCUUCAAGAAGGCGGAGGCGCUCGCUGUUGCGACACUGGGGAUCCUCCGGUACCGCGCCGUGAAAGAGGGGUUCCACAUACUGCCGGCCUACUUCAAGACCACCCUGGCAUUCAACCUGGCAGAGAAGCUGCCCAAGGGGGACAAGAUAUUGGAGGCAUUGUAUGGCCAGCUGCAGGAACAUUGCUCGAGGUUCAGGGGAGGUGAUGACCUGGCAGCUCAGGGCAGUUCCGACGAGCUGGCACUCGCGGACCCAUUUCCACUAUCGGCAUUUACGCUCGUGCGGAUGGGGCUGCUGACGCUCAGGGAGGAGGACAAUCCCGAGGAGAGGGAUUUCGCCGUCGGGGAUGUGCAGAUUGGAAGGACUAGCUCCGUGCAAAUGGCUCUGGAGCGAUCUGUUGGGUAUUCCGGUAGAGUGGAGGCCGCGCGCGCGACACUCGAUCAGGUCAAGGUGGAGGACAUUGACACCAAUGUGGCUGUCCUAAAGGAACUAGUGUUUCCUUUGAUUGAAAUAGGCAAAAGGCUUGUCUUUCUGGCUGAGUGGGAAGAUCCACUUAAGUCAUAUGUUUUCUUGCUCUGUUUCCUCUACAUAGUUUACAGAGGAUUGAUAUGGUACAUAUUUCCCGGCUUUUUGGUCGGGUCUACCGCUUUCAUGCUAUGGAACAAGCACCAUGGCAACAGGCAUUUCAUCGAAGCAUUCGAAGUCACAACCCCGCCUCGUCGACGAACCGUUGAACAACUCCUUGCUCUACAGGAAGCCAUCUCGCAGCUGGAGGCACAUGUCCAAGCUGGGAACAUUUUUCUCCUGAAGCUUCGGUCCCUCAUGCUCGCAGCUUUUCCGCAGAGCACGAACAAAGUCGCGACAACGAUGCUCGUUGCGGCUGCAGCAUUUGCGUUUAUGCCGUUCCGGAUCAUAUUUGUGCUCAUCCUGUUGGAGGCUUACACGAGGCAUAUGCCACUGAGGAAGAAGAGCAGCGAGAAGCUGGUGAGGAGGUUGAGGGAGUGGUGGCUACGGAUCCCCGCUGCACCCGUGCAGCUCUUGAGGCCUCAUGACACCAGAAGAUGGAGGUCGAGGCGGAGAUAAGGAUACAUGUUAAUAUUUCUUACAUUGCCUCGUAUAUCAGUAAUUUUUUGGAAGUUAGAAAUGUGGAUAUUGUACAGACAUCAUGGCAAAGUUCAAAAAGAAACAUUACCGGCAUAAGUUCACAAAGAGAGGCUGAACCUGAUCUUAAUUAUUAGUUGGCUGACAGAUUUUAUUCUUGCUAUGGCCAGGAUAUCAGUUGCCCAAAAGGCGGGAUGAUGAAAGAUAUUUGAAAUAUAAUUCAGGUGUUGAAUAGCAAUGCGUUAAUUGAAAAUGGCAUUUGGAGCAUGUGUGUCAGGUUGCUCGAUAUGAAUUGUGAUACCGCCUCGUGGUCCCCUUUGGAUUUUGUAUUCUAGUAUACUCAGGUGCGGAGGAGGCUACCACGGGCCGAAAGAACAUUGGGCACAGGCUGAUCAGAGUGAAUUGUGUCAUUUGAACAUUGCACAUUUGCCUAUUUGUUCAUUGCGAACUCAUUACGCCGCCUUCUUCCUCGGAGCACUAUCAUCUCGGUCAAUAGCUACCAUUGAUCAUAUAGGGCGUUACCAUUUACAACUUCAUGAUACAUUGUCGUUUCUCUGUUCUAUA